AUGGCAUCCGCCGGAAAGCCUCCUUUGGAGGACGCACGUCGAACGACUGGUUCGCCGAAAAUGAAGAGCCGAGAGAAUGCGAAAGAGACUCUAUGUCGCAACGUGACCAUUUACGGUCGAUGCCGUUAUGAAGACAAAGGCUGCGCUUUCAACCAUGACCCAACAAAGCUAAACGCCAACCAAUCGGACAGCAAGAAACGCUUUAACGUAGACUCACCCAGCUUCACACCAUCUUUACUCUCUGGGAAUGGUGUAACCGGCCCCAAGAAGUCGACUGCCAUAUCUCCCAAAGCUGCAAGUGCAGCUCCCUUUCAGCCGCGAGGUGCCUCACGAUCGAAUACAAGUACGCCUGGAGUGCGGGCAGAAGCAGGAGACUGGGCAGUUGCAGAUAUUCAAGAAUUUGUGCCCCAGGGCUUUGAGCACGUGACCUCUCUUCCAGGCAAUGGCAAUGGCACUAUUACGUCUCCCAGUGCCUUUGAUCCCUUCGUGGCUGCUCCAUCCCCUAUGACCCCCGGUGCAGUCGGCCCCGUCUCGGCCAAUCCUUAUGCCCAUGACCCUACUACCAUGGGAGGCGCAUUCUUUGCAAGCCAAGCCGGUUUUCAGCAGCCGUACCAUCUUUAUGCCCCCAUCGGUCCUCAUAACCAGAACACUCUCGGAUAUCAGCGCAAUGUUCAUGAUUUGUUCCUUCCAAACGAUACUCGUGAAGAUUUGCAAAAGAAAUCUGCUGCUGCUCUACAGACCCUUCCUAACACCAACCUUCCUGCUCAGGUUGACUACUUCCACUCUCUUGUCCCGCUGGACACUACUCACCAGAAGAAUGCUGCUACCUUUGGCUAUCCCACCUGGAUCUACAAGGCACAGUCUAGCAAAGACGGUGACUUCUAUGCCCUUCGUCGUCUUGAAGGCUUCCGCUUGACCAAUGAGAAGGCUAUCCGGUCGGUUCAGGCCUGGAAGCGUGUUUGCAGUGGAAGUGUGGUGACUGUCCAUGAUGCUUUCACCAGCCGAAGCUUCCAAGACAGCUCUUUGAUUCUUGUCACCGAUUAUCACCCCCUCUCCAAGACUCUUGCAGAGCAGCACCUGGGCGCUGGAAACCGCUUCCCAAACCGCGGCCAAACCGUUCCUGUCCCAGAGCAGGUGCUCUGGGGCUACAUGACUCAAAUCGCGAAUGCACUCAAGGCUAUUCACUCGCAGGGUCUUGCUGCCAGAGUUCUUGAGCCAGGCAAGGUCUUGCUCACCAGCAAGAACCGCCUUCGUCUGAAUGGUUCUGCACUCCUGGAUGUGGUGCAGUUCGACACUCAGCGCACCGUGGAAGACCUGCAGCGUCAGGAUCUCGUCAACUUCGGACAACUGAUUGUCACCCUGGGUGCCAACACUCCUGCUCUCAUGCACAACCCUACCAAGUCCCUGGAUCAUUUCACCCGCGCUUACACCCCCCAGAUGAAGAACUCUGUCUUCUGGCUGUUGAAUGGAUUGCAGAAAGAUCAGGACCGAACGAUCGAUACUUUUAUUACCGGAAUCGCAUCUCAGCUGAUGUCGACUUUUGACUCCGCUCUACACAUGGAUGAUCAACUCACCUUUGACCUCAGCCGCGAGCUGGAAAAUGGACGACUUGUGCGUUUGAUGGCCAAGCUCAACUUUGUCAACGAACGCCCUGAAUACGAACUGGACCGACAGUGGUCUGAGACUGGAGAACGUUACUUCCUGAAGAUGUUCCGCGACUAUGUUUUCCAUCAGGUGGACGCCAAUGGCGACGCUGUGGUUGACCUGGGACAUGUCUUGAUGUCUCUGAACAAGCUUGAUGCCGGAACUGAUGAGAGGAUCAAUUUGAUCAGCCGUGACGAGCAGAACAUGUUCAUUGUCACCUACAAGGAGCUCAAGAAGAGUCUUGAGUCCUCCUUCCAGGCUCUCAUGAAGUCAGGCAGACGGAUGCAUUAG
Molecule: messenger RNA, 1935 nt
Organism: Penicillium nucicola
Lineage: Eukaryota; Fungi; Ascomycota; Eurotiomycetes; Eurotiales; Aspergillaceae
Product: PAN-complex poly(A)-binding subunit PAN3
Exons: 9
Coding region: 1-1935 (644 amino acids)
Biological process (GO): mRNA processing; protein phosphorylation; nuclear-transcribed mRNA poly(A) tail shortening
Cellular component (GO): PAN complex; P-body
Molecular function (GO): protein kinase activity; metal ion binding; poly(A) binding
Source: RefSeq, a predicted model, not a curated record